UUUUGAGCAGUUCCGGCGCUUCAAGUGCCGGCCGGAUCUCGUUCAAAUCUAAGACGGGCAUUCUUACAUAUACCCCCCUGCCAAAGUAAUAUUGACGAUCAGUGUCCCACCGACUGCUAUGAGAUCGUCAAAUUGAGACCUAUGGCUAUCUGGUCGUAGAAUCCCUAGAUCGAUCCUACUCCCAGUUCUCCUCUCCCUCCCUCGGGUCCUCCUCGGCGACACCGAGCUGCCGAAGGUCUCCCGCCGGCCACCCUCCCUCCUCCGCUUCCGCCCCCCCCCCCCCUCAGAUCCGUCAGCCCACCGCCACCCGCUGGCUAUGCAAUUCAAAAUUGUCACUUAUCUAUCUACUUCCAUAGGCUAUGCAAUUCAAAAUUGUCACUUAUCUAUCCACUUCCAUAGUUGCAGGUUGAUCUCACCAUGUCAUACACCAAGGCCACUGAUGCCAGUGGUCAUGCUUCUGAGGAGGGUCCUGAACUCAUGGACCUAAUUGAAGAGAACGCAAUGCCAUCAUCCCAAGCAGAGGAGGAAGCAAUCAGGAAAAAAUAUGGAGGAAUAUUACCCAAAAAACCACCACUCAUAUCUAAGGAUAAUGAACGUGCUUACUUCGAUUCUGCUGACUGGGCUUUAGGAAAGCAAGGUGCACCCGUUGAGAAGCCCAAAGGGCCACUCGAGGCACUUCGCCCAAUAUUGCAGCCGACUCUGCACCAGCAAGUGCGUUUGCGGAGGUCUAUUUACACGUCCUCUGACACUGACGAUGGAGGCAAUGCUGCUUCUGAGGUGAACCAGCAAUGAGUGACUUCGAGUCGUGCCCACUGGAGAGCCUUUCCAUGGCACCACCUUUUGUUGUAUGCAUUGCAACAGAAUGGAGUCCAUUUGGUAGGCUUCCAUGAAUAAGUAAUCACAGUUUUUAGUUAUAUUUGCUGCUGUUAGUAGGAAUCUUUGUGGCCUCUCCGCAGCUGAGACCGGUGGCACUGGAACUGCCAGUGACAAAAGUUUAUGAAUUCAUAAUGGAUCAGCUCGUAGAAUGACAUCUAGCUCAUAGGCACCAUGCUUCCUGUUAUUUCAGUGAAAUGUCCUAGAUUACCGAUUUUCAUGAUUAUAAUGUGACAAGUUACAGCAUAGUAAUUGCUAAUUAAGUUUGAGACGCUUGGAGGAUGCGGUUAAGAUAAUCUACAUGAAUGUUGGUCAAAGUUCUUUGAACCGCGCGAAGGUCAAAAAGAAGUAACUUUGUAUCUCUAUGAACGGCAUAUAACAAUCCAAGAAGCGUUCUUCCUGCUGUUUCAAUUCCAGUUACAAAGAAGAGUAUCCUCGAAAGUUCUGUCAGACAAGGUGAUCCAAGGCUUUUUGACUUUCCCAGGAAAAUGUCGAAAAAUUUCUUAAUUGAUGAUUUAAGAGGGCUUAUAACUUGGACAUCAAUUAGAAGACUCAUUUUCUCGAAUUACAGCAUACCUUGUACCAUAAUCAGUUUCAGGUGUUGCCAAUCAUGUGAUAAAUUGCUGUUUUUCAUCACGCUGGUGUAAUGGAAAUCGCUCAGCAUCUGGAUUUGGUUGUUAACAUCAUCUUUGUUCUGAUCUGAAGUUCAGCUGUCUGGACCACAAUAUUACCUUUUCCUGUCGUGCCACUUUUGGUCUUUCAAUGCGCAUGGGUGUAUGAUGUCCUUUUGCUUCGAGUGGAUCAUAAAAAUAGUAUGUAAAACUAAGCAGAUGCAAUAUGUUGACGCCUUUAUGCCA
Molecule: messenger RNA, 1730 nt
Organism: Phoenix dactylifera (date palm)
Lineage: Eukaryota; Viridiplantae; Streptophyta; Magnoliopsida; Arecales; Arecaceae
Source: RefSeq, a predicted model, not a curated record